AUCAAAAUUGCUGGACUUUAAAUAUGCAGCCAUAACUCAAAAACAGAGCUUCAAACAUACUCACAAAGAUGGUUGAACUUGAAAUUGUGUGUAAACAAACCAUCAAGCCCUCGUCUUCAACCCCAUCGGAGCUUAGAAAUUACCCCCUCUGCUUGCUUGAUCAACAUGCCCCUUACAUGUCUAUAAUGCCUCUCUAUUUCUACGACGGCGGCAACACCGUCGACUCCGGCGGCCUGAAGGACGGCCUCUCAAAGGCCUUGACGAUCUACUACCCUUUUGCCGGCCGCCUCCAAAAGGGUGGCAACUUCAUCGACUGCAACGACAUGGGCGCCAUGUACUUAGAAGGAAAGCUCCGGUGCCCCAUGUCGGAAUUUAUGAACAAGCUGCAAAGCGACGAGGUUUUGAAAUUGGUUCGUUUAGAACAUGACACGAAUGGGAAGGACACAGACCCAACAUUCAAUCCUUUGUUGUCUGUUCAGUUGUUCCAUUUUGAAUGUGGAGGAGCAAUGGUGUCUGUGGUUUUCUCUCAUAAAGUGGCGGAUUUGGCGUCAUUGGCUCAGUUUGUGAAUGAUUGGGCUUCUAUUGCUCGUAGCUCCGGCGGUGGUAUGCUGCCGGAAGUCAGUCCUCUGCUCAAUGCGGCUAGUUUUUUCCGGCCGGAAUUGGAUGCCGGCAGUUACCCAUCUGGGGAUGAAGGUAAAAAGGUUUGUUUGAAGAGAUUGGUGUUUGAGAGCUCGAAGAUUGAAGCUCUUAAAGCUAUGGUUUCUGAGAAAGUGGAAAAUCCAAGUCGUGUUCAGGUGAUCACUGCCUUCAUCUACAAAGCUGCCCUUUCUGCUAAAAUUUCAGUCAAAGGCCAUUGGCCAACGACGUCGACUCUACUACAGGUGGUGAACAUCCGAGGGCGAAUGGAGCCACGAUUGGAAGAGAGAUUAAUAGGGAACAUAGUCACAUACUUCAUUGCAUCAUCAACCAAGGAGGAGGAGGGGAGGGAAAUGGAGGUAUGGAAGAUAGUGGGAGACAUGAAGAGAAGCUUUGAAGACUUCUGCAGGGAGUUCCCAAAGAAGUGCAGGGCGGAAGAAUGGAAUGGGCUCUACAAAUUGCAUGCCAAACAGAAAAUGGAUAGGCUGAUAAGUGGUGGAUGGGAUCAUGCUGUGUACUGUUGCAGUAGCUGGUGCAAAUUUCCACUAUAUGAUGCAGAUUUUGGAUGGGGGAAGCCUAUGUGGAUUACUGUUCCAGAUUUUGACUCCAAAAAUCUGAUUAUGUUGAUGGAUGCAAGAGAUGGGAAGGGAGUUGAAGCCAUUGUGAGAUUGGAGGAGGAGGAAAUGGCUGUGUUUCAGCAAAAUCAAGAGCUUCUCUCCUUUUGUGACCUAAGAACUUAGCUCUCCUACCAAUUACUCAUUCCAAAUUGAAUUUCUACGAGUGUUAAUGAAGUAUUAAUAUCCGUUUCAACAUUUG
Cucurbita moschata (crookneck pumpkin) is the source of this 1452-nucleotide messenger RNA. RefSeq names its product deacetylvindoline O-acetyltransferase-like. The coding region runs from base 69 to 1376 and encodes 435 amino acids. Lineage: Eukaryota; Viridiplantae; Streptophyta; Magnoliopsida; Cucurbitales; Cucurbitaceae. The transcript is spliced from 2 exons. The record is from RefSeq and is a predicted model, not a curated record.